CACUCUCUUUUCCUUUUCUCUUCUCUGCGGAGAUGCUGAGCAGAUGCGAUGUAGACCCCAACGGAGUAAGAGGCCCGGGACCUUAUGUCCAGAACUUUAGUGCAAGAGUAACAGGUGAACAACAAACAUGAAAUCACAGCACUGCCCACAGCACUACCCUGAGCCAUAGGAACAACUGUGCACACUUCCUUCAUUUCUGGUGGUCACGAUUGUAUUUAAGUCAUUUGUUGUAACUGUCCAUUUCAAAUCCUGAGUACUGUGACGGCAGGACCACACCAUGGCAACAUCUUGAGGUCAACUCUGGGCCCCCUACACCGGGAUAAGUAAACAAAAGCCUUCCAGCCCUCUUCCCCUACAGUGCUUCCGCCCAGCAAUUUCUGUGAGUCCCAGUAUUCCUUGGAACUUGGCAGCCUUAUUCUUGGAGCUGUGAUAUGUUGAGAACCCUAACAGAAGCAUGGAUACAUCAUUGGAAGUAUAAAAUACAGGAGAAAAGUUCAUUGGAAGAACGAUACACGAUCUUCUCUCCCCCUCAGUGAAGGGUGUCACACGGCAUUCUGGCCACAGCCCUCUCCCCUGUGUUCCAGUCAACAAAGUGGUUUGAGCUGCAAAUGUCGGGCAUGACGACAGUCAGAGGGAUUGAAGAUUGAUGGACAACCUGAUCUCUGCAGCCCAGUACCGCUGACACUGUGAGGACAAACACACCAGGCAAAGAGGAAUGGCCUCCCAGGAACUGAAAGUUGUGGAAACAUGACUGGUAACAGCAGGUGCUUCUAUUUGGUAAGCCCACCAUUGGUGAUUCUGAAUAACUAAGGGGAUACAGGAAGCCUCGGCUGAGAUCCAGCAAAGCCACCAACUGCAGACUGCACCAUGGACGUAAAGCUGGACCCUUCCCGAGACGACCUGCCCCUCAUGGCCAACACCAGCCACGUGCUUGUGAAGCACUAUGUACUGGAUUUGGAUGUGGAUUUUGGAAGCCGGGUCAUUGAGGGCACCAUAGUUCUUUUCUUUGGAGAUGGAAACAGAUUGAACAAACAGACGAGUUCCACCCAGGAAACCUUCCAGAUGGAGUCAGAGGAAGACCGCAAACUUAGGACCACUGAACCCUGCCAUGUUCCUGAGAUGGAUGCAAGUACCUCCUCACCUCAGAUGGGGUACAGUGAAUUUGCAGUCUGUGGUAAAGGUGAUCAGGAUGCCUUUGAUAACGAUGGUAACCAUGACAACCGGGAACAUGCUUCUGAGAUCUCUAGCUCAAAGUACUGCCGUGACACAGGGAAUCAUGGGAGAGAAGAUUUCUUGCUAGUGUUGGACUGCUGUGAUUUAUCUGUGCUAAAGGUAGAGGAGGUGGACGUGGCCGCCGUGCCGGGCCUUGAAAGAUUCACGAAGGCUCCCAAGCUCGCAGCUUCUCCUGAGAAGCUCAGGCGUGAGAUUGUCCGUGACCUUGUGGCUCUGCCUGCAGAUGGUUGGAGGGAGCAGUUAGACUGUUACACUCGCUGCAGCCAGGCUCCCGGCUGUGGGGAGCUCUUCUUUGACACUGACAACUGGAGCUUACGUAUCAGGAAGAUGGGAGCUCGGACAGCUGCUGACUUUCCUCGUGCCAUCAGGAUAUGGUAUAAAACUAAACCCGAGGGGCAGUCAGUGACUUGGACCUCAGACCAGAUGGACAGGCCAUGUGUUUAUACUAUGGGAUCCCCCAUCAACAACAGGGCCCUUUUUCCAUGCCAGGAACCACCCGUUGCCAUGUCAACAUGGCAGGCUACAGUUCGAGCAGCUGCAUCUUCUGUUGUUUUAAUGAGUGGGGAAAAUUCUGCCAAGCCCACACCACUUCGAGAAGGGUGCACGAGCUGGUAUUACUACGUGACCAUGCCAAUGCCAGCCUCCACCUUCACAAUUGCAGUGGGAUACUGGACCGAAAUGAAGCCCAAGACAUCCCCAUCAGAUGAUCUGGUGUCAGAGUGCCCUCUCCUGCCUGUGAAAACUGACUUCAGGUCCGCCGACACCUGCAGUCAUGUAGAAUACCCCUGCCGAUUCCAAAAUGCUGCCGCUGCCACCCAGGAGACCAUUCCUCAUCGAGUGUUCGCCCCACUGUGCCUCGAGGCUGCCUGCCAAGAGGCCCUGCUGUGGCUGGUCCCCCCUUGCCUCUCAGCUGCAUACUCUGUCCUGGGAACACACCCUUUCUCCCGGCUGGACAUACUCAUUGUACCCGCCAACUUUGCAAGCCUGGGGAUGGCCAGCCCACACAUCAUCUUCCUCUCUCAGAGCACCUUAACAGGCAGGAGCCAUCUCUGUGGGACCCGUCUCUGCCACGAAAUUGCUCACGCCUGGUUCGGCCUAGCCAUCGGGGCCCGAGACUGGACAGAGGAGUGGCUCAGCGAAGGGUUUGCCACUCACUUGGAAGACGUAUUUUGGGCCGAAGCACAGCAGCUGCCCCCACAUGAGGCCCUGGAGCAGCAAGAGCUAAGGGCUUGCCUGCGCUGGCGUCGCCUGCAGGAUGAGCUGCGGAACUCCCCAGAGGAAAUGCAGGUGUUGAGACCCAACAAAGAGGAGACUGGACUUGUGAGUGCUUCUGGUGCGUCUGUUGUCAAGUAUGGACUCAAUCCAGAGAAGGGCUUCAUGCAGGUUCAUUACUUAAAGGGCUACUUCCUUCUUCGAUUCCUAGCCAGAGCACUUGGAAAGGACAUUUACUUUUCAUCUUUAAGAAAAUUUGUACACCUGUUUCAUGGGAAGUUGAUUCUUUCUCAGGUAAUUCAUGGGGUCCUGGUGAACUCACUGCACACAAGUGGAGAGGCUGCAGCAUACAGGGAUUAGAUUAUGUCAACACUGGAAAGUAGAGAAUUUACAGUUAUAUUUACUGGGAGAAAGGUGUUAGUGAUAUGGACUCAAAGGAUGACUGUUUGGGGAAUGUGACCUCCUGGUAGUAGAGUGAGCUGCUGUGGCCUCCAGCUGUUCACCACUAUAGAAGCAGUCCUGCUGGAUUCAUCUGGGCAAGCUUUUCUCCUUCUGAUGCUGCCACCUCAGACUCAUCCCAGCCAGCAGCUCAGGGUGCUUACUGUGCAAGCAUGAAAACUGGAGUUCAGUUCCCAGCACCCACACAGAAAUCUCUGAUCCCACAUAUACCUGCAACACGGCACUGAUGGUUCACAGAGACAGGGGAAUCACUGGGACCUACUGGCCACAAGUCCAGCAGAAAAAAACAAAACAAAACAAAACCCAGGUUCAAGGAGAAAAACCCAUCUCCAGGGAACAAGGAUGAUAGUGAUAAAGGAGGACACCAAACACCAUGGCCUCCAGACAUGCAGGCAUGUUACAAAAAAUCUUUCCGCCAAAAGCUGCCUGAGCCCCACUGCGUCUUGU
This is a messenger RNA of Cricetulus griseus (Chinese hamster), 3351 nucleotides long. The record is from RefSeq and is a predicted model, not a curated record. NCBI's taxonomy places the organism in Eukaryota, Metazoa, Chordata, Mammalia, Rodentia, Cricetidae.